Grammomys surdaster is the source of this 1931-nucleotide messenger RNA. It is a transcript of the gene Borcs5, whose product is annotated as BLOC-1 related complex subunit 5. The transcript is spliced from 5 exons. Gene Ontology annotation, biological process: positive regulation of anterograde synaptic vesicle transport; organelle transport along microtubule; lysosome localization. The record is from RefSeq and is a predicted model, not a curated record. Gene Ontology annotation, cellular component: BORC complex; synaptic vesicle membrane; cytoplasmic side of lysosomal membrane. Bases 509 to 1006 code for a protein of 165 amino acids. NCBI's taxonomy places the organism in Eukaryota, Metazoa, Chordata, Mammalia, Rodentia, Muridae.
GUGUUGCUGGCGGAGCCGACGAGGGCCUCAGUGUGCCCUAACACAGAAAAAGCGUGGCCUCCCGCCCUAGCCCUGGUCCCCUAAACCGGCUCGCUCAGCUUCACUAAUUCUUAAAAGACGACCUCCUUAAUGUUCGGUUCCAGGAAUCGCCAAUGAUGCCUGAGAUUUGGCUCACACUGGAUUGAUCAUACCCCGGACCUCUAUGAUCAGGUUUUCUGAAAAUCGGGGUGUCGAGGUACCUUUUCAGAAGGGAUCUGUGAGCACUGGGCGGUCACUCUAAUGUUUGGGUGCAAAUAUGUCCAGAAACUGCUCUUUCCACUCAGGUGUUUUGUCUCUAUGUCAUGUCCUGUGCUUGAGAAGGCCAUAAAAGGGCACUGGAUCGACUAGAACUGGAAUUACAAAUGGUUUUGAACCAACAUGUAGCGGCUAGAAAUUGAACCAGGGUCUUCUGGAAGAGCAGCCAGUGCCCUUAAGUGUGACUCCGUCUCCAGCUAAACAUCGGGCCAAGAUGGAUGAUAUUGUGGUGGUAGCUCAGGGCUCCCAGGCCUCAAGGAAUGUCAGCAAUGACCCUGAUGUCAUCAAGCUGCAAGAGAUUCCAACCUUCCAGCCCCUUUUGAAAGGGCUCUUGAGUGGACAGACUUCCCCAACAAAUGCCAAACUGGAGAAGCUAGACUCUCAGCAGGUGUUGCAGCUCUGCCUCCGGUACCAAGACCACCUGCACCAGUGCGCAGAGGCAGUUGCUUUUGAUCAGAAUGCUCUAGUCAAGCGAAUCAAAGAGAUGGAUCUGUCCGUGGAAACCCUCUUUUGCUUCAUGCAGGAGCGCCAGAAAAGAUAUGCCAAGUAUGCAGAGCAGAUCCAGAAGGUGAAUGAGAUGUCAGCCAUCCUGCGCCGCAUCCAGAUGGGCAUAGACCAGACGGUGCCACUGAUGGAGAGGCUCAACAGCAUGCUGCCGGAGGCCGAGCGCCUGGAGCCCUUCAGCAUGAGGCCAGAGCGGGAGCGGCACUAGCAGGCUCCUCCUCCGCGGGCGCAUCUCCUCCAGCUUCGCCUGGGCCCUGCUGCUUGCCCAGGUGUGGCUGACCCACAUGGACUUUCCAGUGUGGUAGUUCUUCAUAACCCAAGUUGGGACAGUUGAAUAACCGGGAAUUCUGUAAAGAACUUUGCAUCAAGAGUUAUUUUUAUUUUGCUCUGAUUUUUUUUUUUGAACCUACAAAGUGUAGGUUGUCUAGCUACUGCAAGGAAACUGGAGAAAAUGUCAAGAAACUGUUCUCCUUGGCGCCUCGUGAGACUUUCUGCAGGCUCUCUGAUUUGUGGUUGUAAAUAUAAGCUCUAACUGGUUCCAGUUGCUGUUCCCACCCAAUGGUACCCAUCACGUCAGGGAGGUAUCUCUACUGUCUUCUUGUCCUGCCAGAACACCAUCUUUUUGUUUUUCCAGUACCAUGCUCCUUUUGUGGGUCAUUGGAAACUGAAGAGUGCCUUCAUCCACUCAUGAAGGUGUUUCCCAGUAGUACCUGCUUUUCCAUACAGAGCUCGGGCUUCUGUCCACCCAGCAAACCUUGGCUGCCAUGACAAGGUUUGCACCGACAUUUGCUCGCAUCCUCCAGAGGCUGUCCUUGUCUCAUGCAGAGACCCACUGACCGCCACUGCUCUGCCAGGGACACUAAAGAGGCUGUAGAGCCCCUGCCCGCCAUUGACGUCUGUAGGGCAUGAAGCUGAGAAAGAGCUCCAGCCCGAGGAAGGAAGAGGUGCAGUGAGUGCAGGGGACAGGCCUGAAGAUAAGCGCUGGGUCUUCGGGGUCUGCAGGGCUGGGAGUCUGCCACCUCCGCCGUCUUCCCUGUAUUCCUCCAGAAUCCAGAGAGAUUCUGUCAGGUGUCAGAAUAACCUAAGUUUUUUUUAUAAAAUUAAAAUGAAUCUGAUUAAUUUAUUGUGUAGCA